This is a messenger RNA of Cygnus atratus (black swan), 5320 nucleotides long. RefSeq names its product dynein axonemal assembly factor 8 (gene DNAAF8). Bases 101 to 5182 code for a protein of 1693 amino acids. Gene Ontology annotation, molecular function: dynein complex binding. The transcript has 32 exons. The record is from RefSeq and is a predicted model, not a curated record. NCBI's taxonomy places the organism in Eukaryota, Metazoa, Chordata, Aves, Anseriformes, Anatidae. Gene Ontology annotation, cellular component: dynein axonemal particle.
CGCGCCCCGAACGGCGGGCGGCCGAGGCGGGCGUGACAGAAAAUGUCGGCUGUGGUGGCGCGGGGAGCUCGGGGGGUGCCUCCUCAGGGAAGCUGUUCUAAUGGCCUCAGAAGGGCAAAGCGAGGAUACAGAGCAUCCACCUGAGCCUCCUACAGUCCCUGCUCAGAGUAACAGAGCCUUUCAGUGGGGAGCUAUACUUGCUGCAGUGAAAGAUCAGCUCCCAUCUCUGGACUCUGACACUUCCACAUCUGAUUGCGAGAGUGAUGAGGAGCUUUUUAUCUUCCAUCGAGAGCAUCCCAACUUAAUUCCUGACCUGUCAGAAGAAUUGCUGGAGUUCUCCCUGGAAGACUCUGACACACAGGUUGUUGGCUGUUGUGAGCAGCAAGUAAAGGAAACAGAAAGAUAUCCAUGGGAGAUCUGGAAUGGAGAUCUGAAAAGUUCUGGCUUUCAGAAAAAAACAGAUGGUGCCCCAGUUAGUGCAAGAGAACAUGUACUGGUGAUUAAAGAUGAGACUUCCAGUCUUGCCAGCCAUGCUGAAGAAAUUCCAGGCCAAAAGGGAGCUGUUUUUUUUGAAGAACCUCUUUCAGAUUCCACAGAUGGACUUGAAGAGAAAGAGCUGGGCAGGCAACAGGCCAAGGAAAGAGUGAACUCUUGGCUUAAUACAGCAUCGUUAGUGGAAGAGCUGGGCAGUAAAAAAGAGAGAAGAAAGCUGAUAAAGACAAAGAUACUCUCAAAAAUAUAUCUGGAGCCAUCACCAGGCCACCCAGAGCUAAAUGUCAAGCCUCCUUCCCAUGGCAUGAGCGACAGUCUAGAAAGAAGUGUUAAGGAAGAAACUUCUACAGCUGACCACCUUCAAGAACAAACCCAUCUGUCCUCGCAGAAUACUGAGAAAUGGGACCUAGACAAGAUUCUUGAGGAGCAGAAGCAGCAGAAAGAUAGCACUCAUGCAGAAUUUGCCAUCUCCUCAGCAGAUCGUGAGACCUUCAGGUGUAGAUCUGAACAUCAGCUCAUGGAAAAACUAGGAGAGCUGUGUGGCAGGCAGUCCAGGACAACAUCUCCAUGCCGCAGGAGGCCAUCAACCAAGAUCUCCUUUCAAGAAGAGCAAGAGAAUAGGAAGGAUGUUGCCUUCCUAUCAUCUUCACCAAGUUCUCUGACGAUGGACACGAUGAGAUUACAGUGCCUGCCAGAGCCUCAAACUGUGUACAUUGAUUUAAGAGAUGCUAAACCACAGAAGUCAGUAACAUUCCAUGAUGAGAACCAAAGUGCAGGCGACAGCUCCACUGAAGAAGAAGAGACUGUGACAAUUAAGGACCAAACAGAAAGGAGAAUGAGCAAUUGCUCAGGGAAAAGUUUGCUACUGCAACAACUCCGUACAGCCCGUAAAGAAGCCUCAGAGCUUCUUCAUGACGCAGCUACCCCAGCUGAAAGACUCAGAGGCACAAAACAAGAUCCAGAAAGUCUGGAAGAGAUGGGUGCCUUUAAACUCAGUCAAAAACAAUAUAGUAAAUUGAGACAAGAGACAGACAAGAUGAUUUCUAGGAAAUUGAGACUGCAACCAGAGAAUAGAAAUGCCCCCUUGUCAAGCCAGGGGAGCAAUGGAGCUGACAUAGAAAGAAAAAGCCAAGUGGAAGCUGAGAGCGUUCAACAUUCAGGAAACGUUCUGGAGUCUCCUCUACCCACGACAGAAUUGCCGAGGACAGAAGAAAGUAAGAUAGAACUAUCUCAAAAGGAAGAACAGAUGAAAGAGAAACACAGGAGACACAGAUUCCAGGAGCAGCUGGAGAGAUUGCAGCCUCAUCAGUCAGUUACUGGAAAGCAGCCCAUGGCAGAGAAAACACCGGUUUUGUUCCACAUGGAAGCCUCUUAUUUGCCAGAUAUUGACACAUUACCUAGAUCAGCCACUAUGAAAAAUGAGGUUCUGCUUAUGACAAUUUGGCUGUCAAGUUGUGGCCAGGUAUCUACAGAUCAGUGCAGUGGGCAGGUGCCUAACAUAGUGCUGAGAGCAGCCGACAUCUACAAUGCCCUUGUGACGUGGCUUCUGUCUCUGGUGCCUCCUGUGAAAAUUGAAGGUGGACCCAAAGCUCCGUUUCAGGUGGUAGGGCUACAGCAGGCCUGGCAAGAGGAUGGAUUGGCCCUAUAUGCAUGUCUGAUGCCACCAGAUGAAUCUCUAGCCCAAAACAGCACCAAAAUCCAGAAGAUGAAAACUGAAGAAGAUCUCCAAGGAAUAUCCAUUUUUUACCAGAGGAUUACUGAAUUUCUAUCCUGUACGUGGCUUCCAGAUGUUAUCUGGUGGAGACCAGAACUGGUGAAUUGCUUCCAAAACCAGCUAUAUCCACUUGCUCCUGAAAUUCCCUCUGUCCUGCUGAGUUGCAUCACUACUGUUAGUCCUGAUCCUCAGGCAGUGGAGAAAGUGUUUGCAGUGCCAAAUGGAUUUUACUGGCAGACAGUAGAAACUGAUGAAGAAUACUUCCCUAAUAGCAGCAACAUUGAGGCUUGCAGCGACAUAGACACUGAGGUUGCCAUGGUAUUGCUGUUUGAAACUCUCCUCCGAAGUUCCCUAGCUACCCAUCACAUGUUGCAGCUGGUACUCAGCUCUGGUCUGGAUGUCUGCGGACUCCGCCUGCUCUAUCCUCAGCAUGAUGUGCUGCUCUCUAGCUCAGAAAAACUGCCUUCUUCCUAUGCUUCAGAGAUGGGCAAGGUGCUACCAGUGCUGGCAUUGGGCGUGAGAGGGCCAAAAGCACGUAGCACCUUGCAGAAUAUCAUUGGGCCAUCUGACCCGCAGCUGGCUGGCGUGACAGACUGCAGUUCCAUCAAUGCCAUCUACUGCAGGAGCCAAGCAGAGCCUCUCGUUUACCUGCCCCAGCUGGACAGCCGUGUGCACAGAGAGCUGUGCCUCUGGUUCGGAGGGAGGGCUGCUCAUGCAGCACUGCAUGGUGGUGUCCUAGAUCCAGCUUCCAGAUGCAACAGAGUGAGGUCUCAGAGUCCUUCAUCAACUAGAGCAGAAGCAGAUGAAGAAAACGUUCAUCUCCAGGACAUGGUGCAACCUCGACCUCCAGCGAUGCUUGUCUCAACUUCCAAAGGGGACAUUAUUUUGAUGGUGUCACCUGUGGUAUCUCCUCAUGCAUAUGGUAAUGUGAUUUUGGUCUGUACUCAUCGGGGUUUUCUUCUGCAAGGAAUCAGACAGCUGCAGCUUUCACCCAAGCAAGCCAUUGUGCUGAGCAUGACAACAAGUCAGAUUGCCGUAUUUUGCCCUAGAAAGAUUUCAAGUUCACCUGCAAACAGUUCUGCAAGAGGAGAGCUUUCUGCUGAGCCAUGCACGCACAGUCUCAUUUUGUUGCUGAGAAAGGAGAAUGCUAGUCACCAUAUUCCUGCGCUGGUAAAAGGACUGAUGAAUGAACUGGCAAAGCAAGGGCUCCGUAGUGACAGGCAGAGCAACCUGCCUGCCGCUGCUGGGCUGGAUCCCUCUGUGUGCUUUCAUGUGGCUCCUUACACCGAGACCUUGCUGCAGGCGCUGGGAGGAAACCUCAGUGCAGUGCCAGGCCCCUGUAACAUUCCUCUGGAUCUUUUCUGCAAUCAAAUAUAUGCCUCUGAACCUGAAAUGGAGCAGGUUGUCAUGCUGACACUGAUCGGAGUGGAUGCUAUGAAGAGUGCUGGAGAGCUUCUUUGCCAGAUCCUUCUUCCUGGGAGCAGUAACCAGUCUCAGAAUGCAGAAGAACCUGAUUCAGGGUUUGAACUUCUAGGUCUCAAAUGGUUGCCCUAUCUCACUCGAUGUCAGGCAAGAGAAAUAACCCCUUUUGAGGUUGGAGAUACUUCCUGGCAAAGAAGCCUUGAUAGACUCAUGUCAAACCCAGUCCUUGUGUGUGCGUUACGGCGGAUCAAUGCCUUCAAAGUUCUUGCAGAUGCGCUGAAAAGAUUAACACAGCACAGGGAGGAGCUAAGCAAAAGUGGCAGUGCUCUACAGAGAGUAAUGGCCUUGACCCCAGAGAUGACGUUCAGACAAGCCAUCCUCUUCUUCACAGAGAAGGAUUUUGUAACUAAUGCAGAAUACCGCCCUGCUACAAAAUACCUGCCACCACCUGGCAAGAAAUCCAGGGCUGAAGAAAAGAGCCAGAGAUGCCGUGAAGAAUCACUAUUUACCUACUUGCAAACAGGAGCCCAGAUCCUUUGCACAGUGCUGCUGAUCAAACCUGGUGCCUGGAGCCAUCGUCUUGCAAGGAUCCUCCAAAAAAUAGACCUAGAAAAAUUCACUGUGGUUGCGAUGAAACACGUACAUCUGGAACCAGACAUUGCCUUAGGACUCCUUUCUUCUGAAGUGAAACAGGAUCCUGCUGUUUUAGAAGCUCAUUGUACCUAUCUUACCUCAGGCACUUCUCUCGUGCUUUGUCUUCAAAGACCAAAUGCUGUGAAGAAGCUGAUAGAUUUACUGGGGCCAGAGGAUCCUAAAGUGGCCCAAGCAUUAGAUCCAUUCCUCUGGAGGGCUCAGUAUGGCAUCAGCACAGUCCAAAACGGAUUUUAUGGCUCCAAAUCCUAUCAAAUAGCUGUCCGGGAUAUGAAGCUGUUUUUCCCAGAAGGGCUGUGCUGCGCCGAGUGUCGGACAUUAGAGGAGGAAGAGAUCUAUAACCUGAAACGUGACCCUAUAGUUGGUUUGGAAAUCAACAGGCAGCGGAGAAUCAUAAAACAUGAAACAGGAGGGCGACUCAAUUUAUUGGGCUCUGGGCAACCAUGCGAUCUUGAUCGGCCAUUGCUUGAUAACCUCUGCCAAACCACUUGCCUCGUCUUGCCUGGGAUCAUCCUUCGGGGGUCAGACCCACCUUACGUUGAACUGCUUGAUCAGCUUAUUGGCAAAGAUUUCACAAUGACUGGAGUACGUCUCACUGUCCUGGACGCACCACAAGCUCAUUGCAUCUCUGAGAUACUAAGCAGGGCAAAGUGCAGUGUUGCAGCAAAGUGUUCCCUUUUAAUGGACGGUUUGUGUCUGGUGUUAGCGGCAGAGCGAGACAAUGCGGUCAUUUGCUUCGACUCCCUGCUGGACAGUGUCUGUUGGCAGAAGCAGUCGCUACUGGACACUGCACAGCAUCUCCUUUAUCCCCAAAAUGAGAAACAGGCUAAAGAGCUGCUCUGUUGUCUUUUUGACUCCCUGACGUCUGACAGCAUCCACCGCAUUGAAUCCCAGGACUGCUAGCCAAGAUGGUCAGUGCCGCCAAGCAGCACACGGGUGGAUGCCAUUGUGGUGGGUAUCUGUGCAGACAGACACCAAGGGGGCUCCCAGCCUCCAAGAGUACUAAGAUUUUUUUUGUCAUUAAAACCAAGUCUGAAGCAU